Molecule: messenger RNA, 1224 nt
Organism: Clonostachys solani
Lineage: Eukaryota; Fungi; Ascomycota; Sordariomycetes; Hypocreales; Bionectriaceae
Source: the annotation of a GenBank genome assembly
AUGAGACUGGCUCACAUCCCGUUGAUUCUGCUUCCGCUCCUCACAUGGGCGGUGCAGCAAUCACCACCAUCACCUGCCGAGACCCUUGACUCUGCUCCCCCUCACUCCGAUUCAUCUCCUCGAGCGGCAAUUGUAGCUCUUGUUGAAGAGAGCGAUCUUUCUGACCUCGAAGUGUCUGUCCGUCAGCUCGAAGAGUCAUUCAAUGCCCACUACCAGUACCCCUGGGUCUUCUUCAGCACCGAGCCCCUCAGCGAGGACUUCCGUCAGGUCGUCUCUACUGCUACCACGUCCGUCUGCUUCUAUGAAACCAUCACCCCCGGUAACCACACUCUCAAUGAAUCGCAUGACCUGGCCAGCCCGGCCCACUGUCACCGAUGCACUUCCCGCCAUAGCCUCGACUCUCUCGCCAAGCAAGGCAGGAUGAGAGACUAUGACUGGUUCUUGCGAGUUGAGCCAGGCGCACUCUUCACCGAACACAUUGAAUUCGAUGUCUUCCGCUUCAUGCAGGACCGCGAGAUCGGCUAUGGCUGGCUGACAGGACCCCGACUCUACUGGAUAGAUGAUGCAAGCAGCCACCUACCCAAACCCAACUCGUCCCCCGCAGAAAUGGAGAUUCCUCCACUCGACGGCGCUGCUGGCACCUGUGGCCUUGUAGCCUGUAACAUGGACGGCAGUCAUUCUGACGACUUUAUGGUAUUACGUUCUGGUUUUGGCAUUCCAUUCCUUGAAGGUGGUGGAGAUCUUGUAAACUUUGAUACUGACUGGAAACAGACGUGCGCGGAGGGCGGGCAGACUAAGGCGGUGGAUUGCCUUGGCCCGAGAACCGAACUCGGAUCAAUCGCCUUUUUCCAAAGCGAGGGCCAUGAAGCCCUCAUCCAACACUCUCUCAACAACCAUUGCGAAGUCGAUCCCACCGACACCCCCGACGAUGACCCUAGUGAAAUCUUCCGGGUUCGCAAACUCCGAUCCAUCAGGGUGAUCCCAAGAUAUCAUCUGGGGGUCUCCCGCAGGGUCACUGGAGGCAUCAAGCCAAAGUUCCCGGGACCAACGCCAGCUCCGGUUAUCAGCAUUCUGCUCUACCACGUCGCCUUGAGCAUGGAGAAACAUCACUCACACUGGAUGUGGAUUUGUGAGGACAUGAGCCGACAGGCACAUGUGCCUGGACUGAAGAGCGGGAACACGGUGAUUGACGAGCGUAAUUUUACGCCAUUUUACAAGUUUUGA